Molecule: messenger RNA, 2499 nt
Organism: Daucus carota subsp. sativus
Lineage: Eukaryota; Viridiplantae; Streptophyta; Magnoliopsida; Apiales; Apiaceae
Product: protein KINASE OF THE OUTER CHLOROPLAST MEMBRANE 1
Exons: 5
Coding region: 327-2237 (636 amino acids)
Biological process (GO): protein phosphorylation
Molecular function (GO): ATP binding; protein kinase activity
Source: RefSeq, a predicted model, not a curated record
ACGUAUUGCAAAAUGUCCAAUAAUGUUAGCGUGCGUGUUUGAUACAGUAGCUCCUGUUUCUCCCUCAACUCCCUAUUUUCUCUGCACUACUCUCUCUCUACACUAUUACUAUUUCUCUCUCUUAGGACUUCCUCCAACACGCCUCUCUCUCCCCAACCUUUGUACAAAUAUAUAUCAAGCUCGUAGUGUUUUUCCUUCAGUUUGACAAGUUUAUAUGCUGAAAUUUGGAGUUGUCCUCGUUUAAAUCCUCCUAAUUUGUCGAAACUUCGAUUCGAUCGUUGAAUUGUAUUUAGCUCUAUUGCAAUCUCUGAUUCUUCAUCUAUCUUAUGGCUGGACAAGUAGCUUUCAAUCAAUCACCUGCUCCUUCUGAGGACUUUGAGAUUGUUUAUGGUGAUUUUAAAGUAGCAUCCCAAGCUCAGUGUAGUCCUCUAAUUGAUCCUUCAACUAUAAAACUUAGACAUAGACUCGGAAGAGGUCCAUUUGGUGAUGUUUGGUUAGCAACUCUUCAUCAGACAGCUGAAGAUUACGAAGAGUAUCAUGAAGUGGCUGUGAAGAUGUUACAUCAUGUUAAGGAAGAUAGCAUUAGAACAGUAUUAGAUAAGCUGGCUGAGUUAUUUUUCAAGAGUAGAGGACUAAAGGGUGUUUGUUGGAUGUAUGGCACUUCAAUUAUAAGUGGCAAGAUAUGUAUAGUUAUGAAAUUCUAUGAGGGAUCCGUUGGUGACAAGAUGGCUCGCCUUAAAGGGGGGAAGCUCUCAUUGCCUGAUGUUCUGAGGCAUGGAAUUGAUCUGGCUCAGGGAAUUAGGGAAAUGCAUUCGAAAGAGAUUAUGGUCCUGAACCUUAAACCCUGCAAUUUCCUUUUGAAUGAAAAUAACCAAUCAAUUUUGGGGGAUUUGGGAAUUGCAUAUGUACUUAUGGGGAUUCCAUUGCCGAGUUCAGAUCUGACUCGUAGGCUUGGAACACCAAACUAUAUGGCUCCUGAACAAUGGGAACCAGGUACAAGAGGUCCAAUAUCCUAUGAGACAGACUCUUGGGGAUUUGCUUGCAGCAUUGUUGAGAUGCUGACUGGUACACAGCCUUGGUGUGGUAUGUCUAUUGAUAACAUAUACAAGACUGUAGUUGAAAAGCAAGAAAAGCCGUUCAUACCUGAAGGUCUUCCUUCAGAGCUGGAGAAUGUUAUCCUUGGCUGUUUUGAGUAUGACUUCAGGAGCCGUCCAUUAAUGUCAGAUAUAUUAAAUGCUUUCAAAAGCUCGCAGAAUGCAAUAUCUUCCGAUGAAAGAGGGAUUGGUCUCGGCAGUAAUGCAAUCUUAGACAGAUCAGCUACUUCAGGUUACACUGAGUGGUUCCUUUCAAAAGAUUAUCUUCAAGUGGGUGAUAUGGUGCGUUCUAGAAAGCUAUCAAACUCUUGCAAGCCUGAGAACAUGGAUGUCCCGGAAGGGUCUAUUGUGGGUUUGGAGCGUGACACUGAUCGGAGGGGGUUUGUUUUAGUCAGGGUACAUGCUAUCCAUGACCCUGUAAGAGUUCAUGCAUCUACACUGGAGCGUGUGACAUAUGGUUUGGCCGCUGGAGAUUGGGUGCGCCUAAAGAACGUAGACAAGAAGCACUCACCGGUGGGCAUCCUCCAUUUCGUCCAUCGUGAUGGAGCUGUAGGUGUUGGUUUAAUCGGGGUUAAUACUUUGUGGAAAGGUAGUUAUUCGGACCUUGAGAUGGCAGAAACCUAUUGUGUUGGUCAGUUUGUAAGGGUGAAGUCAAAUGUUUAUAGCCCCCGAUUUGAAUGGCCUCAAAAAAGAGGGGCCGAGUGGGUCACGGGGAGAAUUUGUCAAAUUCUACCAAAUGGGUGCUUAGUUGUAAAGUUUCCUGGUAGAUUGUCAUUUGGAGAUGAGAGCAGUAAUUUUUUGGCUGAUCCAGCUGAAGUAGAAGUUGUUUCUUUUAAAAAUUGUCCAGGCAUGGUGAAAAAGUAUCAGCAUCUUGAGGAUUUUCACUGGGCUGUGAGGCCACUACUUAUUGCUUUGGGCCUCUUCACUGCCAUGAAGCUAGGGUUUAUUGUAGGAAACAAAGUGGGAGGUUCAAAAGUGAAGAAGGACCAGAAGCUCAUAUCGCAGGAAGACAGUCGUAUGCAUAUGGAUGGAAAGAAUGCCAUAUGGGUUCCAGCGAAGAUGGAUGGCCAGAAUGCGGGAUGGAUUCCUCCUAAUGUCGCUAAUAUAAUCUUCAGAGAUGGUGUGAGUACUGCUUCCACUUGAUCCAGAAGUUAAACCCAAACUCAGUUACAGUCAGUUGCUCAAAGCAAGUCGCUGGACGUAAAUAAAGCUAUCUAGUUUAUUAAUCAUCUGACAAACUGCUUAUGUUCCUAAGCUACACACUCUGCAGGCAAUGUCUGUAUUCACUGUUCCAUUUGGUGUACUGUAUAUAUACUUGAACAAUUUCUCUCCUCCCUGUGUCUUUUUCAAUUGCCAAGACAGAAGACGCUUGGCUGUUAACUGAAUACAUAAAUUUCUCCAAUCA